GAAUAAAAUUUCUUCUUCCAAAUUUGUGGCUACAUUUUCACAAAAAGAAGUUGUGGCUUGCCUUCUUUAACAAAUGCGUCCAUUAUUUUGAAUUAUUUUAUUAUAAUUUUGAAUAAAAAAAAUUAAUAAAGUAUUGUGGCUGAUAAAAAAUAUAAAAUGAAAUACACAGAAAAAGACAAAAGGCCAUCACCUUCGUCCUAUCAUCCAAUUGGAACCACGAAAUGGAUAUGGUUUCUUAUCUUCUAAGCCUCCAAACCCCAUUUCUCUGCGACUGUCACUGCCACAUGUAGAACAAACCACCGUUAACCCAAAGCCACACUUACAUUACAGAAGCGCUACCAAAAUCACAUUCAUGGAAGCUAUUUUCGUCGCAAAACCAGCUUCACACCUCAAAACCACAUUCUCCCCCCAUUCCAGACACCAAUUCCUAACCCACCAACAUAAACAUUCCCUUCUUCCCAUUCGCCACAAAUCCACGCGCUUCCUUUCCCUCAACGCAGCAUUCCAAAAUCAACAACAACAACAACUACCCAAAGACACCGAAGAUGAGUCCUACGGCGAAGUCAAAGGAAUCAUCGGCAGCAGAGCUCUCCCCGGCGCUGCCGCCAUGGAAUACCUCAUCGAGUGGAAAGAUGGUCACGCUCCGUCGUGGGUCCCCGCCGACUUCAUAGCCAAAGACGUCGUUGCCGAAUACGAAACUCCGUGGUGGACGGCCGCGAAAAAAGCCGACGAGUCCGCUCUCAAACAACUCAUCGACUCCAGCGACGGCCGCGACGUAGACGCCGUGGACUCCGAUGGUCGAACCGCUCUCCUCUUCGUGGCUGGACUCGGCUCGGAGCCGUGUGUUCGGCUUCUAGCGGAAGCCGGCGCCAAUUUGGACCACCGCGACAACAGCGGUGGCUUGGCGGCGCUACACAUGGCGGCGGGGUACGUGAGGCCCGGCGUGGCGAAGCUGCUUUUGGAACUCGGCGCGGAUCCGGAGGUUGUGGAUGACCGUGGAAGAACGGCGUUGGAUCUGGCGAAGGAGAUUCUGAAGGUGACCCCGAAGGGGAAUCCGAUGCAAUUUGGGCGCAGGAUUGGAUUGGAAGGUGUGAUUAGGGUUUUGGAAGGGGCUGUGUUCGAGUACUCAGAGGUGCAGGAGAUUCUGGAACGGAGGGGGAAGGGUGAGAAUUUGGAGUAUUUGGUGAAGUGGAAGGAUGGCGGUGCCAACGAGUGGGUGAAGGCUAAGUUUGUGGCGGAGGAUUUAAUCAGAGACUACGAAGCUGGCCUUGAGUACGCGGUGGCUGAGGCGGUGAUUGCUCGGAGAGUUGGGGAUGAGAGGAAGCCCGAGUUUUUGGUUAAAUGGGCCGAUUUGGAUGAGCCCACUUGGGAGCCCGAGGAAAAUGUGGAUCCUGAGCUUGUUAAAGUGUUCGAGCAAAGUAACAAUCAGCCCCAGCCUAGUAAUAAUGGGCCUGCAGUUGUCUUGUCGAAUCAGGAUUGAUCCUUUCCUUCGGCUACCAUGUUUUUGUAAAUUUGUGGAGCACUUUGUGGUUGCAUUAUUUAAAAUCUAAUCCAUUAGUUGACCGAAA
Molecule: messenger RNA, 1568 nt
Organism: Abrus precatorius (Indian licorice)
Lineage: Eukaryota; Viridiplantae; Streptophyta; Magnoliopsida; Fabales; Fabaceae
Product: signal recognition particle 43 kDa protein, chloroplastic
Exons: 1
Coding region: 353-1480 (375 amino acids)
Molecular function (GO): protein binding
Source: RefSeq, a predicted model, not a curated record